CCAGAAGGUGCUAGAAAAAUAAAAGGGAUCUCUCCUCUGUUUCCUUCUCCCCCAAGUCCUCCUCCCCAGAGUCGGUUAACAAGAAAUUCCACCCAGAAAAAAUAAAUCAUCAGCAGAGCAAAAUUAUUUGGUGUGCGAUUCCUGGAAUCUAAUUAAAAUCGCGUUAUCUACUAAUGGAGCCAUUGGUAACAGGGAUGACUGUGGGAGCUGUUGCUUUAGGUGGUAGAUACUUAAUUCAGGCAUGGCAUGCGUUUAAGACACGCCCAAUUAUUCCCCGGACACUGAGAUUUUACCAAGGUGGAUUUCAACCUGUCAUGACCAAAAGAGAGGCUGCAUUGAUUCUUGGAGUCAGAGAACAUGCAGUCAAGGAGAAGAUUAAGGAAGCACACAGGAGAGUGAUGGUGGCUAACCAUCCUGACCAGGGUGGGAGCAUUUAUCUUGCUAAGAAGAUCAACGAGGCUAAGUUACUGUUGAUGGGUAAAACACAAGGGAGUGCAUCUGCUUUUUCAUAAAUCAAAUUUGCUCCAAUCACUAAUAUAUGCUAAUAUGAUGGGGCAGUUGAGACGUACUAAAUAAUCAUCUGUUAUCGGUUAUAGAAAGUGUACGAACAGGUAGAAUUGAACGAUGCAAUGAAAUAAUUUUAACAAGCAUGGUUGUACAAUUUCUCACUCCAGUCUAUGUUUUGAGUUUACUUACUGUAUUCA
Molecule: messenger RNA, 704 nt
Organism: Papaver somniferum (opium poppy)
Lineage: Eukaryota; Viridiplantae; Streptophyta; Magnoliopsida; Ranunculales; Papaveraceae
Product: mitochondrial import inner membrane translocase subunit TIM14-1-like
Exons: 4
Coding region: 174-512 (112 amino acids)
Biological process (GO): protein import into mitochondrial matrix
Cellular component (GO): PAM complex, Tim23 associated import motor
Molecular function (GO): ATPase activator activity
Source: RefSeq, a predicted model, not a curated record